Epinephelus moara (kelp grouper) is the source of this 765-nucleotide messenger RNA. Its product is annotated as duodenase-1-like. The record is from RefSeq and is a predicted model, not a curated record. Gene Ontology annotation, molecular function: serine-type endopeptidase activity. Gene Ontology annotation, biological process: proteolysis. Lineage: Eukaryota; Metazoa; Chordata; Actinopteri; Perciformes; Serranidae.
AUGCAUGCUCUGCACAAGAUUCUGCUUUUUCAUGUUCUGACAUGUCUCAGGGGAAAAGCACGUGGGAGUGAAAUCAUAAACGGGGAAAAAACCCCGGAGAAUUCAAUGCUGUAUAUGGUCUCUCUGCAGAACAACGGAGGACAACAUGUGUGUGGAGGAUUCCUAAUCAAUGAAGACUUUGUGCUCACUGCUGCACACUGUGAUGACGGCAGCAUUACACGUGUUGUUCUUGGCACCCACAAUCUCAAGAACAUUAACUACGUAAACAUAAGAAACAUUCAACAGAGAUACAAACACCCAUAUUAUCAGACAGUAGGAAAGGGAAAGGACAUCAUGCUCCUCAAACUGGCUGAGAAGGCUCGACUGGACAACAGAGUCCAGACAAUUCCACUUCCCAGACCUGAAACAAACAUAAAUCAAAACCAAAGGUGCCGUGUAGCUGGAUGGGGUUCCAUAAAAACUAAUGGUAGCGUUGUUGAUGAUCUGAGAGUGGUGGAUGUGUCUAUCUUCAACCUGCAAGUCUGUAAGGAGAAAUGGUCUCGUCUUCCUCUUCCUGACAGUGUUAUCUGUGCAGGUGGAUAUAAGACCAACAAAGGAUUCUGUCAGGGUGAUUCUGGUGGUCCUCUGGUGUGUGACGGGAAGGCUGUUGGAGUCGUGUCUUUCAACAACAACAAAAACUGUAACUACCCAAAUGUGCCCAACGUCUACACGGAGACCUCAAAAUAUCUUGGCUGGAUCAAAAGCAUCAUCAAACCUUAUGAGUAA